AUGGGCUGCCGCGCCUCGGCCGAGGAGCGCGCCGCCGCCGACCGCAGCCGCCAGAUCGAGAAGGCGCUGCGCGAGGAGCGCGAGCGCGCCGCCAGGGACGUCAAGCUGCUGCUGCUCGGUGCUGGCGAAUCGGGCAAGAGUACGAUAGUGAAACAAAUGAAGAUCAUCCACGAGAGCGGCUUCACGGCGGAAGACUUCAAGCAGUACCGGCCCGUCGUCUACAGCAACACGAUCCAGUCCCUCGUCGCCAUCCUGCGGGCGAUGCCCAACCUCGGCAUCAGCUUCUGCAACAACGAGAGGGAGACGGACGCCAAGAUGGUCUUCGACGUGAUCCAGCGCAUGGAGGACACGGAGCCCUUCUCCGAAGAGCUGCUGGCGGCGAUGAAACGCCUGUGGGCGGACUCGGGUGUACAGGAGUGCUUCGGUCGCUCCAACGAAUACCAGCUCAACGAUUCUGCCAAAUACUUCCUGGAUGACCUGGACCGGCUGGGCGCCAAGGACUACCAACCAACGGAACAGGACAUCCUCAGGACACGAGUCAAGACCACGGGCAUCGUCGAGGUGCACUUCUCCUUCAAAAACCUCAACUUCAAACUGUUCGACGUAGGCGGGCAGCGUUCGGAGCGAAAGAAGUGGAUACACUGUUUCGAGGACGUGACGGCGAUCAUCUUCUGCGUCGCCAUGUCCGAGUACGACCAGGUGCUCCACGAAGACGAAACCACGAACCGUAUGCAGGAAAGUUUAAAACUUUUUGAUUCUAUCUGUAACAACAAAUGGUUUACCGAUACAUCAAUCAUCCUAUUCCUGAACAAAAAAGAUCUUUUUGAGGAAAAGAUAAAGAAGUCUCCUUUGACGAUAUGCUUCCCUGAAUAUGCUGGAGCACAGGAGUACGGUGAAGCAGCAGCUUACAUCCAAGCUCAAUUUGAGGCGAAAAACAAAUCCACCACAAAAGAAAUCUACUGCCACAUGACAUGUGCCACUGACACCAACAACAUUCAGUUUGUGUUUGACGCAGUCACCGAUGUCAUCAUCGCUAACAAUCUCCGCGGGUGUGGCCUUUACUGAGCGGCACUGUCAUCUACACUGCAGACGAUGUGUGCAUUCCGUUUCUGUUCCAUUGUGUUUGUUAAUAUGUGGUGGGUGAUCGUAGAGACACUCCGCCCGGCAACAGACAGGAGGCUAUUCCUUAUCACAGAGACGACACUUCUAAAAGCAAGAGAGGAUGAAUUGUACAUUUAAAAGUAUAAAUGUUUUAAUGUAAACUCGCUCCACCAAUAUCUUGUUUUACAUUAUCUACUGUAGUGCAUGUUAGUCUCUUUUUCAUUAUUGCUCAUCAACUCUUAUUUAUCACACCAGAAAAUAUGAAAACAAACAAAAAAAUAACAAUUGGGUCGAUCGCAGGGACAUCAAAGUGCCAACACGUGUUCAUUUAAAUCUAUUAUCACACAUUUUGUAAAUGAGUAGUACAUACUUGUUUAAGUUUUAGCACAUAAGUGCAUCAUAUUGUUUUUAUAUUUGCCUUGCCUUACUGGCUGCACACAACUUGAGCUGCUUCAGGUGUUGCACAGUCCGCUUUCCUAAGUAUCCUCUCCAUGAAGAAAAAUACUUGCAUUUUUCUGUGGAAAAAUUAAAUGUUAUCUGAAGUUGUAAUGAUGUGUACAGAAGUUAUUAGGACUACACAUAUGAUGACGAAACAUCACUGCUGAUAACUGUUUAGGAAUAAGACACACAGGAGGGAAAUCAAUUCUGUAAUGUUAAAUGCUUUCCCAUAACUAAGUUGGAUGUAAAUUUUGGAAAUACAACUUUGUUGGCAAAUAAGAAAUGAUAUGACUCACUUGAUACUGAGAUAUUUUAGCUUUUGGAAAUGUGCUGAUGAGUCAGUAUAGGUACUGUGUAGUUCUGUCUAUAGACUUAAUUUGUUAUUUAUAACUUUUUCAUUUAUUUUAUUAUGUAAGUGUUGAAAAUGAAUGAUUUCUAAAGUAUAAAUAGAGAUGAUAUAUGCACACGGACACAAAUACACACACACAUACACACACACAUUUGAAUAUUACUAAUAUAUAUAUGGUAUAUACAUAAAGAAAUUGAAAAGGAAGAACAGGUGCUGAAGAGUGAACCUUGGAGACCUUUGUCCAAGUGUUACUUGCAUUUAUAGUAGCAGACCUAGUCAAGACAUUCCCAGAGGUAGUCAAGUGCAGAUCCUAUUACAUUCUGUUGCACAUUUCACAAGCAAACAGCAGAAAUAGGGAACAUUUGUGUAUUGUGUAAUUUUUAUGAAUACCUAAGUCAUUUGUUAUUGUGAAUCUAGUCAGUAGUGUUGAAUUCACCUUAUGAUUUUAUUUCUCAAUUUUUUGCAAAUUGUUUUCUUCGUGAAGCAUCCAUAAUUUAUUUGUUUACUAAUUCCUGUGUGAUAUUGUCAUCACCUGUUACUUGGCGAAAAGUGAGAGUAGAGAUGGGUGAAUUGUGUAGUCCAAAGUGGACAAAAGAAUCAGUGUUUCGUAAGAACUUCUGCUUUGUGCAUUGGCAAUUUCUCAUUCGCUAAAAUGUGUCUUCAUCCCAUGGCCCUGUACAGUCGAAUUUUUAAAUAAACAGACUAAAUAUUAUAUACAGAUGUAUUCCUGAUCAGUGUGGAAAAAUAUUUGCUUCAUUGUGAUCAAAGGAAGAUAAUCAUUUUUUGUAUUUAUUUUACAACCAAAAUAAAAAAACAAAAGAAUUGUUAUAUGACCAGCAUGAAAAAUUAUGCUUUCAUGUGGAUCUUAAAAUUUGUGAUUGAUGCUACUGUAACAGAGAAGUGCCUACAAUAUAUCUGCUGAGUCCCAUAAUUGUGCUGUUAAUGUGAAUUUCAACUAUGCGCAAUAUAUGGUACUGUGUGCACUGCUGAUUAAAAUGGGGGAGGGAAUCAUAAAUCUCUUUGAAAGUCAAAUUUUUUGGGCUGUACAAAAAGAAAUUUGAUAUCUUGAUUUGAUCACAUAUACCAAAUAUUAUUAAGUAAUACUGUGGAAUACUGUAUAUAAUGGUAAAUGCAGUUAUAACAUUGUUGCUUAGUUGGGAUAAAUAAUAAAUAACAAUAAAUAAUAUUAUUGAAAAUAAUUAUUACUAUGGUAAUAUGUUCAUGUUCAACUAGUAGGCUCACAUACAUAUAAAUUUAUUAAAGCUAGAGGAUUUGUGUGUUUCUCUGUGAAGAAUAAGAAGCAGUUUGAUGUAGAAUUGUUCUCAGAGUGAGCUCUUUCCAUAGAAACUGGGCAACAAAACAUUGCAAAUCUCCGGGAUUGGCCAUUACAUAUCAGAGGCCACACUUACCAGCUCAGGUCUCACAACAUGAUUGACAGUGGAAACUGCCACCAAUCAACAAAAAUGGAGUUUGGUUGUCAAUGUUUUUCUCCAGUAUAUUUCAGGACCUAAUAUGUUCUUAAUAUUGUGGUAGGUUACCACAUUGACAUUGUCAGUGAAUCAGUGGACAUUGGAUCAGUGGACUGUUUAUGUGUACCUUUCUGUCUUGUUUGAUGAAGGUGGGAACGGGACCACCCUUAGAAAUGUGUGUAUUAUGAAAUAUGAAAUGCAUUUUGAGUAAGAUAUAAAUAUAUAUAAAUAUAUACACCUUCCCAAGGAUCAUCAUGUCUGUGAUUAUGUAUAGUUUCUUGGUAUUUCAUUUUUAUUGCCAUUAUCAUUCAUUCACCAUUUAUGAUAUAUCAUUCACUUGCUAAAUAUUUGUUCAUUUGUUCUUAACAUCACAAGAUGCUUUGAAUCACCCUUGAAGUGCAAAAUAAAACAAAAUCAUGUUUCUCUUCUCUAAAUUUUGUUGUUGGCAUUAACGUUAUUUGCUUUACUCUUCUAACCAUUUCAGUUUUAAGGCAGCAUCUAACACAUAGUGUCAUAUCCAGAAAUCAUAUUUGUGAAUUACCAAAAAUAAUUGUGUGAGACAUUUGCUGUGUGACUGCCACAAUACAUCAUCCCAUCCAUAUUUUAAAAGAGGUUUGUCAUGCCUGCCAGUUUAUUGCACAUAACAGAAAAGUUUGUGCAGUUUUUUUCUAAAAACUUAGAAGAAAUUCUAUAUUAAUUGCCAAAUAUGUUUCCAUGUUGUAAAUGGAAGAGGAGUGAAACAUGAGUUCAGAUUCAGAAAAGGAAUGUAAUAAUCGUAGAUAAUUAUUUCCAUGGAUAUCACCUUUCAUAAAUUUCUUCAUUGUCACAAUUGUUUGCUUCUUCAUUUAUGGUUAGUCAUUUUGCUGUAGUUUUGUGUUGUACCAAAGACUAAAUUAAAAACCAAAUGAAAUUUAUAAUUUCAUGAGCUGCAGAUUUAACAAGAAAUCAGAGAAGCAGUUAAUUUUGUACUGGUUGCAGAUGUUAUGUUUACUGACAUUUCAUAGAGUGAAAUUUCUUUUGUAACAUCUUUCAUUCAUCAUCGCCUGCAGUCUGCAUUAUGAUGUGGAAUGCUGGUGCCUGUUAUUGUUUGCAUGUUAUAAUCUUGUAGACCAGAACUUUGUACAUGAUGGACACUUUUGAUUUACUGGACAAAGAAAUGGUAGUAUCUUUGUAGUUAUAAGUCCCAAAUAGUGGACUGAAAAAGCUUCUGUCAGCAUUAAAGAUGGUCAUUGUGACAGCAGGAGUUUGUAUUUGCAGGUUCCAUUUAUUCAUUUUGAUGAGAAUAAAAAUAAUACAUAGUUUAGAUCUUGUGACAAUACAGAAAUUCUUGCAUAACUAAGUGAUCAUGAUUCCAAUGGCUUUCCUCUACUGUUCAACAUUUCUUCAUCAUAUUUCUUGCUGCUGGCACAUCCUCCUGUUCAUCAUGCACCAAAAUAGUGUUCUUCAAUACAGAUGACCCUGUUAUCAUGCAUAUUAAGCACAGCCAAUAUUCUGAAAUUAGUUCAAAUUAUGUGGCAAAUAAUGACAUUUAAUCCAGCAUAGUUUCCUAUUCACCAUUGUUUUCUGCACUUACUGUUCUUAGUCAUUUCUUUUUAGUUGGAAGUUCUUAUUUUUAUGUUUGGCUUAACUUUUUGUGACCCAGUUACUUCUUUUUAUAUUUUUUGUGUUUAUGUUUUUCUAAAAGCACCUAUAUGAUUUCUGUGAAAGAAUAUUUUCUCAGUCCUUCAUACAAACUCAAGAAUUUACAUUUGAAUUGUGUGAAGAUAGGUGUUUGUCAGUUUUUGCUAGGAAAUAUGAGACACAUCUAAGUGGAAAUGAAAUAAAAAAGAUGUAUAAAUGGUGAGGUAGUUCAUGAGAGUUAUGUUUAAUUUGAAGUGAUUAAUAGACUCUAUUUUUGGUCAGUGAUUACACAUACAUGACAGAACAGAAAAUAUUCAUUCAGUGGAAAUUUGUGUCCAUAUUCUAUUGUUUUAUCUACAGAGUUAUAUUUUAUAAAAUGAAGGAUAUGGAUUUCAGGUUUCAUUUUAAUUUGUUUAUGACAUCAUAUAAUACUGGUGCAUAUAAGAUGUAUUUAUAGGUAUGUAUGUUCUAAAUGAUUACUGGAUUAAUAAUCUUAAGAAAUAUUUAGUUAAUAAAUUUAACAUUUAAUAUAGUUCUGAUUUGCAAUAAUUUUAAUUUGCCUUGUAAUAAUUCUACUCACUGAUAGAAAGGAGACACUAUUUUCAAUAUUCACCCACUUUAAUUUUUCAGUGACAGUAAGUAUGAAUAGCUUUCAUCAUUUACUGAACAUGUCUUGUGGAAAACUCAUAGUAUGUUCAGAGAAAAAGUGUUGAUCUGGGUGCAAAAUGUUUGAUGGAAUGUUUUUUAAUGGUUUGGUAUUCUCUAGAAAAUGAGUGUCUGAAAGUGGAACAUUGUUCCUGCAGUGCAAAAUUAUUUAAAAUUAGUCACUGUUUCCACUCAUUUGUAUUCUGAUUCCAUCUAAGUUGGGAGCAGAUAUGAGAGUUUAGUCUGUAACAUGAUCUCAUGGCACAUAUGUAACAGAACACCAUACAGAAAAUAGAUUUUUGCUACACACUUUUUAAUAAAAUUCAGUUUGUGUAAAGUACAUUUAUGAGUACAUGCUUCGUGGGGUAGCAUAUGAAUAAAAGCUGAAAGAGUAAAA
This is a messenger RNA of Schistocerca nitens (vagrant locust), 6019 nucleotides long. It is a transcript of the gene Galphao, whose product is annotated as guanine nucleotide-binding protein G(o) subunit alpha. NCBI's taxonomy places the organism in Eukaryota, Metazoa, Arthropoda, Insecta, Orthoptera, Acrididae. Gene Ontology annotation, molecular function: GTPase activity; GTP binding; G protein-coupled receptor binding. Gene Ontology annotation, cellular component: heterotrimeric G-protein complex. Gene Ontology annotation, biological process: adenylate cyclase-modulating G protein-coupled receptor signaling pathway. The record is from RefSeq and is a predicted model, not a curated record. The transcript has 8 exons. The coding region runs from base 1 to 1065 and encodes 354 amino acids.